AAACGGCUCUUCCUUUCUUGCCCUCGAGUUUUGGCGCGCACCGACCCAAGCGUCGGCGGCGGCGGCGAUGGACCGGCUCCGGCGCCCAAACCCUAGCAGCCGGCCCUGUUCCGCUCCGCUGAAGCCCCCGCGGCCCCCGCGAGGCCCGACCUUUCAUCCCCCGCCGGCGCCGAGGACAUUCCCAGAGUCCUCCCCAGAUGGAAGGCAAAGGAAAAAGGUUCGAUUUUCGGAUGAAGUUGGUAGUCAUCACAUAGGUGGGAGACGGGUUGCUAACGUACAUGAAGCUGCGAAAAGCAAACCUCAAGUUUGUGAUGCGAAAACUGCCGAAUACAAGUUCUUUAAGAAAUUGUGCGAACAGUCAGGCCAUAGCUCCCGUUCAUACAAAAAUUCUCAUCAAAGCAUUGAGCCAAAGAUCUCCAAACAAAAACAAGAAUCACAUAAUGUUCACCGAAAUACUGUGUGUUGUGAUGACCCCCCUGCUACACCUUCUAAGAAUGAGGAAAUCCCUGGCCAACAAGUGAACGUGCGAUCCUCCCAUUCUGAAUAUGACGAUAAGGAUACACCUCAGUUCAACCCAAAUGAUUGCUUGCCGAGUAUUCAUGUUCUCACACCUAUAGCUCAGACACCAUUUGAAGUUACAGGGACUUCAAGAAAUAUUGGAAGAGAGCCCGUCAGUGGACGGAUUUUUUCAGAAAAGAGAAACAAAUUAUUAAAGCUAGCUGCAAAAACAGUGUCAAUGGGAAGUGCUGAGUUGUUGCAAAGAAGGUCAGAAUUUGUAGGUGACAUCCUGCAAAGGCUAGGUGCCAACAACAUUAUAAGAAAGCACCAUGGAGGGUCUAUGAGACACAGGAAAAUUGACUGCAGACAAGCUCCUGCUAUUCCCAAAGGCCAUUUUGAUAACUUGUUAGAUUACGAGCGAAGGGACUUCAAUUCAUUGACUAGACUGAGAAGAAUGGGUGGAAAGUCAUCUUCUUAUGCAAGUGAUGAAGCAUGUGAAUUCAUGGCUUUACCGUGGGGAUACAAUCGGGGCCUUCCAAGUUCUAUUGAUUGGAAAAAUGACUUACCUGGUGAGGGUAAGGAAGCACGUGAAUUCAUGGCACUGCCAUGGGUGUGUAUUAAGGAUAUUUCAAGUUCUGAUCAGAAGAGAGGCAGUAUUCACAACCAGGUUUCAAACUUGUUACUAGAGGAUGUCAAACCAUACAUCCAUGGAAGAUCAGCUUCAGCUAAUGAGUUGAGCUUGAACGUUCAAACUGCUUCAUAUGAUCAGCAUGGAUGGGGCCCUAUGUUGUCGGUAACACUCGCUGGGUCAUUUCGAGAUAGAUUGUCCUUGCCCUGUCAGAUUGAGGAGCAGCAUCACGCAGUACCAUAUGCAAUUUCAAAUACUUCCUUGCAACCUGAUCUCGGCAGCUCCAUAGAACAAUGUAUUUCUAGUUCAGUUGGACUGGAGAGGGAAGACCCAGAAGAGGCAGGAUUGUGUGAUAAUUCUGACGCCGGGUUUUCAACUAGGUUUGAUCAGUUACUUGCGAAAUCAACUGCUUCAAGCUUUUUGGACGGUGGAAUGGAAAUUCUGGAUCAUAACGAUUUCAGAUAUAUCUCCAACUUCCAUGUAAGUGAAAGCAACAACAUGGUGUUGAAUGCAAACACAAGUUGCCUGAGUGCCAUGUGUUCAACUCCAGAGCAUCCAUAUGAGCUGGGCCCAAAGCGCCUGCAUGAUUCUGCUGUUGGUGUAUCUUGUUUGUUUGGACUGGAGGAGAAAUAUUCCAGAGAGGUAGAACUGUCUGAUAAUUGUGAUGGGCUUCUGCAGGUGUUGGAUCAGUUACCUAUGAAAUUGGCACAUUCAUGUUUUUCAAACGACAAGUCUGGAAUUUGGGAUAAUCAUCAUCUCCGAUAUAUCACUAGCUGUCCCCUGAAGGACAUCAGCAGCACUUUGUGCCUGGAUGCAAAUGACUGUGGUCUGAAUUCAUUGUCUUCAUAUUCAGAGCAUCCUUGUAAGCAAGAUUGGAAUAGUUUGCAUGAUUCUUCAGAAUUGUGGUCAUCAGUGCAUCAGCUCCAAUCUAAUGCUAAUUUGGGAGCCGUGCUUGGUUUCAUGUCAAAUGAAAGUGCUUACACUGAUUUGGAAGGUCACCAGAGCCUCAUGCUAGUCCAAGGCAAACCGAACAAUGACGUUCUUGGUACAACCGAUCUCUCAUUCUUUGGUUCUUGCUCUGCUAUGGAUAACAUCAGGGAGGCUCCCGUGUUGUCUUCUGAUGGCAUAACGUGGUAGUCCAUCUGAAAUUUUCAUCCAGGUGCCUUUUUUUGGUUCACUUUGAUUCUAUUUGUUGCGAUACAUUUUGCUAUAUGCAAUUUUAACUUUUGAACGUACAUAUGUGGAUGUUACCUCAAAUUACAUACUUGAAGUUAUUAGCUUUCCACUUCAGUUCAGAAAAUGGUCAGCAACAUUGUUUGGACUGAUGUACUAUGUUUGAAAUUAUUGCUACAUGCUGUUGAAUGAGGCUGAAUAGC
Molecule: messenger RNA, 2502 nt
Organism: Phragmites australis (common reed)
Lineage: Eukaryota; Viridiplantae; Streptophyta; Magnoliopsida; Poales; Poaceae
Exons: 8
Coding region: 68-2263 (731 amino acids)
Source: RefSeq, a predicted model, not a curated record